GGCUAGUUUUUGCAACGGCUAAGGGCCUGUGGGUUUAUUAUAAGGCGGAGCUCGGCGGGAGAGGUGAGGGCUAGAGCCGAGCCGGGCGGAGAGGAAUCCAGAGGUAGAGAACGGACUGCAGCCGGCGGAUUCCGCAGCCCUCGCCAGGGACAGCCGCGCGCGGGGCAUUGCCCGAGGGUGCCGCGCGCAACGACCCGGAGGAGCCGGCGCGGAGCCCCGCGCAGUCCGUACCGCGCGGCGUCGCCGCGAUCCCCGCAGCCCGCAGCGCUCCCGCCGCCGGUCGGGGCAGCAUGAGGCGCGCUGCGCUCUGGCUCUGUCUCUGCGCGCUGGCGCUGCGCCUGCAGCCGGCUCUCCCGCAAAUAGUGGCCACAAAUGUGCCCCCUGAAGAUCAGGAUGGCUCUGGGGAUGACUCUGACAACUUCUCUGGCUCAGGUGCAGGUGCUCUGCAAGAUCUCACCUUGUCACAGCAGCCCUCAUCCACCUGGAAGGGCACGGAGCUCCUGACGGCCGUGCCCACGGCCCCAGAGCCCAGCGGCACAGAUAACACCGCCACCUCCACGUCCGUCCUGCCAGCUGGAGAGAGGCCUGAGGACAGAGAGGCAGUGCUUCCGGCAGAGGUGGAGCCUGGCUUCACGGCCAGGGAGAAGGAGACCACCCACCCGCCCGGCGAGACCACGCCACAGCCGACCACUCACCAGGCAUCAACAGCAAGAGCCACCACGGCCCAGGGGCCUGUCACCUCCCAUCCCCACAGGGACAUGAAGCCUGACCACCAUGAGACCUCAGCUCCUGCAGGACCCAGCCAGCUCGACUCUCACGCGCCCAGCGUGGAGGACCGUGGUCCUUCUGCCACUGAGAAGGCUGCCGAGGAUGGGGUCUCCACUCAGCUCCCAGCAGGAGAGGGCUCUGGGGAGCAGGACUUCACCUUUGACAUAUCUGGGGAGAACACAGCCGUGGCCGCUGUGGAGCCUGACCAGCGGAAUCAGCCCCCAGUGGACCGUGGGGCCACGGGGGCCUCCCAGGGCCUCCUGGACCGGAAGGAAGUGCUGGGAGGGGUCAUCGCUGGAGGCCUCGUGGGGCUCAUCUUCGCCGUGUGCCUGGUGGGUUUCAUGCUGUACCGGAUGAAGAAGAAGGACGAGGGCAGCUACUCCUUGGAGGAGCCCAAACAAGCCAACGGUGGGGCCUACCAGAAGCCCAGCAAACAGGAAGAGUUCUAUGCCUGACAGGGACGGGGCUCCUCCUGCCCCUGCCACUCGCUAGGCCCCCACUUGCCUCUUCCACGAAGAACUGCAGGCCCUGCCACCAUGCCACCUCCCCGGCUCCCUGCCCACGGACUUCCGGGGCACGCUGGGGGCUCUCCUCUGCUUCUCUGACUUCUGCCUGGAGACUUGGGCGCAAGGGCUUUCUCGCACGUGACUUUUCUGCCACCGCCAGCACCUGGCAUCUCGUCAUUCUGACUCAGUUUCUCCAACCUGGAGCAGCCCCUCCCCGGACCCGAUUCUGGAGACAAAGGGGACCCUGCUGCUUUGGACCUGGAUGGCCCGCUUGGCCGAGGGCUGGCUCAUCUGUCGCACUUGCUGGUGGAGACCAGUGGCCUGGGGGCACAUUUCCACCCUUGAGUGGCAGGGAGAGGAGUUCGGAGCUCCAUCAGAGCGACGUUUUGCGGGGAGGUCUCAUUUAGAUACCAACUUGUUUUUGCACAUGUUUCCUCUAGUUUCUUUGUUCAUAGCCCAGUAGACUUGGUUACUCCCGAGGUAAGUUAAGUAAGUUGAUUUGGUUACCCCCAUCUUGCUUCCCUAAUCUACGGCGAGGAGACAGCAUCAGGGUUAAGAAGACUGUUUUUGUUGUUGUUGUUGUUUUGUUUUUUAACUAGGAGAACCAAAUCUGGAAGCCAACGUGUAGGCCUAGUCGGUAUGUUGUCUCUGAGUUUGUCACUCACGUGUGCAACAGGGUAUGGAAUGUCUGUCGGGUGGCCCCAUUGGGGGGCUGGCUGAUCCUGGCAGCCGUGGGCAGUCACGUCUGGAGCGGUCACGCUUGUGUCCACGGACUCGGGGCCGCUGCCGUGGCCCAGGCUGCCGCGAUGUUGAGCUGUGUGAGGACGGAAUCCCGGCACCUCAAGCUGGGGACCGAGAAGAGAGGACUGUGGGGUGAGCGAGGUGGUAGUGGCCCCAGAGAAUCUCCUGAAGACCGAGCCCUUCCUUUGGUGCUGUCUCUGGGGCACAUUUUCUUCUAGAAGGUGAUGAGAGGGGCCUGGGCACACCUGUCAUGGAGCUGCUCCACGUACGACCAGGUUCACCUCUGAUUAGCUCCUGUGGCCCUGCCCCCUGGGCUGGAAUCAGGAAUAUUCCAAAGAGAGAUAGUCUUUUGCUUUUGGCAAAACUCUACUUAAUCCAAUGGGUUUUUCCCUGUACAGUAGAUUUUCCAAAUGUAAUAAACUUUAAUAUAAAGUAGUCAUGUGAACUCUACUUGCCUUUGCCUCUUCUCUCUGUGCUGGCUGUGUGGACCAGCCUUUUCUCUAAACACAAAUGAUAUUGGGAAACUUGGCUAAAAACUCUAUGCCUUUAUCUUUCUCGUGGGGAGGGAUGCUGCGGCCAGAGUCCCUCUGAUUUGUUUCCUUUUUGUUUUUCGUCUUUGCUGAAAUUCUGCUGGAGGUCGGUAGGUUCAGCCAAGGUUACAUAAGGCCUGAUAUGAAUUUCUGUGUUGCCAACCUCGACGCACUGUCUCCUGAAUGGCUUAUGAAGCUUUGAUGGCUUUGGCACAGCUUUACCUGGGGCCAUUGGCCCCGCGGAGGCCUGGGGCCAAGGCCUGCUCUCGGACACCUUGGACAGACCUCCUCUCACACCUUUGCUAGGACCAGAGCCUCCAGCCCAGUCCUCCUGGGAACUCCCACGCUCGCCUGUCUGACAACGUCCCGCUGCUCUGUUGGACGCUCCAAGAGGGGGGCCAUCUGUGACUCUGAGAUGCUCCGCCAAGCAAAGGGAACCCGUGCUCUGUGUUCCAUACUGAGACUUUCUGCCCGGAGUGUGUGAUUGGACAAGACUCGGGGGAUGGGGAAGGGGUCUGUGACUGCUCAUCUCUGCUCCUCCCUGGGAUGGGCUGAGCCUGUGGCUGGGCCCAUUCAUGGAACUGUAAUAAACAGCACUUGUCAUUUUGG
Molecule: messenger RNA, 3154 nt
Organism: Felis catus (domestic cat)
Lineage: Eukaryota; Metazoa; Chordata; Mammalia; Carnivora; Felidae
Gene: SDC1
Product: syndecan 1
Exons: 5
Coding region: 291-1223 (310 amino acids)
Biological process (GO): cell migration
Cellular component (GO): cell surface; membrane
Source: RefSeq, a predicted model, not a curated record